Phragmites australis (common reed) is the source of this 1477-nucleotide messenger RNA. RefSeq names its product protein transport protein SEC13 homolog B-like. Lineage: Eukaryota; Viridiplantae; Streptophyta; Magnoliopsida; Poales; Poaceae. Gene Ontology annotation, cellular component: nuclear pore outer ring; COPII vesicle coat. The record is from RefSeq and is a predicted model, not a curated record. The coding region runs from base 283 to 1185 and encodes 300 amino acids. Gene Ontology annotation, biological process: protein import into nucleus; COPII-coated vesicle budding. Gene Ontology annotation, molecular function: structural molecule activity; protein binding. The transcript has 2 exons.
CCCAACCGAGUCCAUUCACCUCAAACCGACCGAGCCCUUCCUCCCCACCCUCGUAGCCUCACCACCCCUUCCGCGCCGAACACCCCUCGAUCCAGAUCCAGCCGCCCCCUCCACCGCAGCGGCACCCCUCUCCUUCCUCCUCCCGCCGGCGCCCCCGUCGUCCCCCCUUCCCCUAGGCUGCAGGGGAGCGGACCUGAGAUCCGCCGUGCAGGAUUGGGCUGAUCUCGUCUUACGCUGAAUUGUGAAGUAGGCUGAAGGCAUCAGAUAGUUUAGCGUGGAAACAUGACGUCCAAGAAAAUAGAGUUGGACCACAAGGACAUGAUCCAUGAUUCUGCCAUUGACUACUAUGGCAAGCGCCUUGCCACUGCCUCCUCAGAUUCUACUGUGAAGAUUGCCAGCAUUGGUGCUGCAACCGCCCCGUCUCAGAUCCUUGCAACACUCAGUGGCCACUAUGGCCCCGUGUGGCGUGUCGCAUGGGCCCAUCCGAAGUAUGGUACUAUCCUCGCAUCCUGCAGCUAUGAUGGCCGUGUAAUAAUUUGGAAGGAGGAUGCCAGAGGCCAUUGGUCACAAGCCCACGUAUUCGCUGACCACAAGUCGUCUGUCAAUUCCAUUGCUUGGGCUCCAUAUGAGGUUGGCCUUACCCUUGCCUGUGCAUCUUCUGACGGGAGAAUAUCUAUCAUUACUAUGCGAGCUGAUAAGGGUUGGGAUACUUCAACCAUUGAGCGAGCGCACCCUGUCGGUGCGACUGCAGUCUCCUGGGCUCCAGCAACAGCACUUGGUUCACUUGCUGGUUCAGAGCUUGUUUAUAAGCUUGCCUCUGGAGGUUUUGACUCUGUUGUUAAAGUCUGGGGGUUCGUCAAUGGAAGCUGGAAACUGGAGAGCGCUCUUAUUUCUGAGAUGCACACAGAUUGUGUGAGGGAUGUUGCGUGGGCACCAGUUUUGGGCUUGGCGAAGUCGACCAUUGCCAGUGCUUCCCAAGAUGGGAAGGUUGUCAUAUGGACCAGGGGAAAGGAUGGAGAGAAGUGGGAGGGAAAGCUCAUGCGUGACUUUGGGGCCCCUGUUUGGAGGGUGUCCUGGUCCUUGACUGGAAACAUUUUUUCUGUAGCUGCUGGUGAGAACAACAUAACCCUCUGGAAGGAAGGGUCAGAUGGGCAAUGGGAAGAGGUGAUGAAAGUUGAACCCUAGUUUGUUGGACAGUCUCGAGUUUCUUGCAGAUCCAUGUUUCGAUAAGACGAGUUUGCCUUGCUAUUUUUACUACAGCAUCGAUAAACAGUUAAACACUCGAUUCACUUAUUUUUAGUAUUUUCUAUACUCUGGAUGGGCUUGCACUUUAGAAUGCCACAUCUUGAUUCGUGAACCUAUUUGGUUCUGUAUAUCUUCUACUCGUUCCUUUUCUAUGGUUGAACAUCACAGCUGCUACAAUUCUCCAAGUAUUGUUAUGUAUUAGUUGUAAUGUAGCAUUCCUUGAUGCUCUUUA